This is a messenger RNA of Phycomyces blakesleeanus NRRL 1555(-), 1222 nucleotides long. It is a transcript of the gene pkaC9, whose product is annotated as protein kinase A catalytic subunit. Gene Ontology annotation, cellular component: nucleus; cAMP-dependent protein kinase complex. The transcript is spliced from 7 exons. Bases 46 to 1095 code for a protein of 349 amino acids. Gene Ontology annotation, molecular function: cAMP-dependent protein kinase activity; ATP binding. Lineage: Eukaryota; Fungi; Mucoromycota; Mucoromycetes; Mucorales; Phycomycetaceae. The record is from RefSeq and is a predicted model, not a curated record. Gene Ontology annotation, biological process: peptidyl-serine phosphorylation.
AGCGAGACUUCUGGCCAGUUAUUAAUCAAAAACCCUCUGCCUCGAAUGCCAGCUGCACACCAGGCUGGAAUACAACAUCAAAUCAACCGACUACAGCAUUUUCACACCCAGUCUCCAGUAUAUGUGGCCAAACCUUCUUUUGAACUAAAAGAUUUUGAGCUUUUGGAUACAUUAGGCACAGGCACUUUUGGAAGAGUUUAUCUGACAAAAUUUAAUGAGACUAAUAAAUUCUAUGCCAUGAAGGUCUUGAAAAAGGCAGAAGUGGUCAAGCUCAAGCAAGUUGAGCACAUAAUGUCUGAAAAGAACAUUCUUGCCUCUAUUCGAUUUCCAUUUGUUGUUGAUCUAUUCUGCGUCUUCCAAGACUCGGUCAAUCUUUAUAUGUUGCUUGAAUAUGUGGUUGGCGGUGAAUUGUUCACUCAUUUGCGCAAAGCAGGUCGCUUCACAAACGAUAUGACACGAUUCUAUGCUUCUGAAAUCGUAUUGGCAAUUGAAUAUCUUCAUUCAAAGAAUACAAUCUAUCGUGAUCUGAAGCCUGAGAAUCUCUUGAUAGAUUAUCAAGGACACAUUAAGAUUACCGAUUUUGGGUUUGCAAAGAUAGUAGAAGAACAAACUUGGACAUGGACAUUAUGUGGCACACCAGAAUAUUUGGCGCCUGAGAUUAUCCAAAGCAAAGGCCAUGACAAAGCCGUCGAUUGGUGGGCACUGGGAAUUUUGAUCUUUGAAAUGUUGGCAGGAUACCCGCCGUUCUUUGAUGAAAGUCCUUUUGGGAUCUAUGAAAAGAUCCUUGCUGGAAAACCUCUCUUCCCAGGACACUUUGAUUUGCUCGCAAAAGAUUUGCUCAAACGGCUUCUUGUUAGCGAUCGUAACAAGCGAUUGGGCAAUCUACAGUCAGGAUCUGAAGAUGUCAAAAGACACAAGUGGUUUCGAGGUGUUGACUGGAUUGGAUUACUGGAAAAAAGCGUGCCGGCACCCAUAAUUCCCAACUAUCGUCAUCCAGGAGAUACAAGUAACUUUGAAAAGUAUCCAGAAAUCGAGGAAGCUGAGGCUCCAACCUCUGACCAAGAUCAAUACAAGGAUCUAUUCAUCAAUUUUUAAGUCUCGAGUAUAUCUCUUCAUAGAAACCCAUCCAUAUUUUCCAUUCUUCAACACCCAUCCAUUUUUCUAUAUAUAUAUAACUAUAGCAUUUGAUAUUCUGGAAUAAAUUACUGAAUUCAUCCAACAU